Cucurbita pepo subsp. pepo (vegetable marrow) is the source of this 3186-nucleotide messenger RNA. Its product is annotated as C2 calcium/lipid-binding plant phosphoribosyltransferase family protein. Lineage: Eukaryota; Viridiplantae; Streptophyta; Magnoliopsida; Cucurbitales; Cucurbitaceae. The record is from RefSeq and is a predicted model, not a curated record.
GGGAUUGAAGAAAAAAAAUAGUGAGAGAAUCUCUACCAAAAUUUCAUUGAUCUCUCUAAAUUUCUUUCUCUGUUCUUGAAUCGAGAAGUUUCAGAUCCGUUUGAGGUUAAAAAUGGCGGAGAAUUGCGUUCGAAAGCUCUUCGUCGAGAUCUGUAACGCCAAGAACUUGAUGCCGAAAGACGGUCAAGGAACGGCUAGUGCUUACGCGAUUGUGGAUUUCGACGGGCAGCGGAGGCGGACGAAGACUAAAUUCCGAGAUCUGAAUCCACAGUGGGACGAGAAGCAUGAGUUUCUUGUUCACGAUACGGAGACUAUGGAGUCGGAGAUUUUGGAGGUCAAUUUGUACAACGAUAAGAAGAUGGGGAAGAGAAGCACGUUUCUCGGUAAGGUUAAACUCGCCGGAAGUACUUUUGCGAAAUCUGGAUCUGAAACGCUUGUUUAUUAUCCUUUAGAGAAACGUAGCGUGUUCUCUCAGAUCAAGGGAGAGUUAGGGCUAAAAAUUUAUUAUAUCGAUGAAGAUCCACCUGCUGGUGGUGUUUCUGAAUCUGAUCAGAAACCGGAGACUGUUACUCCAGUAGCCGAGGAGAAGCCACCGGAGAAUCAGGAGGGAAAAGUAGCGGAAGUCAAGGAGGAGGAGAAGAAAGAAGAAGAGAAGCCGAAGGAAGAACCAAAAGCAGAGGAGAAGUCUAGUGAAAAUCCGCCGGAAAAUUCGAAACCAGAGGAAUCCCCUGCUGUUGAACCAGAGAAGCCUGCAGAAGUGGAGAAUCCGCCGAUUGCACAUACGGAAAAGCCAAUGAAGAUGCAGAAGGCGAAAUCGGAAGCGGAAAAAAGAGGCGAUCUAAGCGUAAACGGUCUCGAACUUCGCUCUCUGUCGAAUGAUCGAAGCCGCAGCGCGUACGAUCUUGUCGAUCGAAUGCCGUUCCUCUACGUACGCGUCGUUAAAGCAAAACGUGAAUCUUCAGAAGGUGGAUCCUCCAUUUACGCAAAGCUUGUGAUCGGAACUCACAGUAUCAAAACGAAGAGCCAGAGCGAGAAAGAUUGGGAUCAAGUGUUCGCAUUCGACAAAGAAGGAUUGAACUCAACGUCUCUGGAAGUUUCCGUUUGGGCGGAGGAGAAGAAAGAGAACGAAGAUCAUUUAACGGAAAAUUGUUUGGGAACGGUGUCGUUUGAUCUGCAAGAGGUUCCGAAAAGAGUCCCACCGGACAGUCCUCUGGCUCCGCAGUGGUACUCUCUCGAAUCGGAAAAGUCACCGGGAAAUGACGUCAUGCUCGCCGUUUGGUUGGGGACUCAGGCCGACGAGGCGUUUCAAGAAGCUUGGCAGUCGGACUCCGGGGGGUUGAUUCCGGAGACCCGAGCCAAAGUGUACCUCUCUCCGAAGCUGUGGUACUUGAGACUAACGGUCAUCCAAACCCAGGAUUUGCAGUUUGCUUCGAAGUCCGAGCCUAAGACUAGGAACCUCGAGCUUUAUGUCAAAGGCCAGCUUGGGCCACAAGUUUUCAAAACGGGAAGAACCUCAGUCGGCUCGGCUAAUCCAACAUGGAACGAGGAUUUGGUGUUCGUAGCAGCCGAGCCGUUUGAGCCGUUUUUGGUGGUGACCGUAGAAGAUCUGACAAACGGACAGUCAGUGGGCCAGGCGAAAAUCCAGAUGGCAAGCAUCGAGAAAAGGACCGACGACUGGACGGACACAAAAUCCCGAUGGUUCAAUCUUGUUGGAGACGAAAACCACCCUUACACCGGGAGAAUCCACCUCCGAAUCUGCUUAGAAGGCGGAUAUCACGUGCUUGACGAAGCCGCGCACGUGAUCAGCGACGUCAGAGCCGCCGCAAAACAGCUGACGAAACCACCGAUCGGACUCCUCGAAGUCGGAAUCCGCGGCGCCACAAAUCUCCUCCCGGUGAAAACAAAAGACGGUACACGUGGCACUAUCGACGCAUACGUGGUCGCCAAAUACGGCCCGAAGUGGGUCCGAACCCGCACAAUCCUCGACCGCUUUAAUCCACGCUGGAACGAGCAGUACACGUGGGACGUCUACGACCCUUGCACCGUCCUCACGAUCGGCGUCUUCGACAACGGCAGAUACAACCGUGAAAACGACGCCGCUUUGAAACAACCCGGAAAAGACUUACGGAUCGGUAAGGUCCGAAUCCGACUGUCGACACUGGACGCUAAUCAGGUGUACUCAACCUCAUACUCCCUUACGGUGUUACUCCCGACCGGCGCCAAGAAAAUGGGAGACCUCGAAAUCUCCGUCCGGUUCACCUGCUCCUCUUGGCUAAGUCUAAUCCAGUCCUAUUCAACACCAAUGCUCCCAAGAAUGCACUACAUCCGCCCAUUGGGUCCGGCCCAACAAGACAUCCUCCGCCACACAGCCAUGAGAAUCGUAACUACCCGGCUUUCCCGGUCCGAACCGGCCAUGGGUCAGGAAGUGGUUCAGUACAUGCUCGACUCGGACACACACGUGUGGAGCAUGCGAAGAAGCAAAGCCAAUUGGUUCCGCGUCGUCGGUUGUCUCUCACGCGCCGUCUCUCUAGCCCGCUGGUUCGACGGGAUUCGCACGUGGAUCCACCCUCCGACCUCCAUCCUCGUCCACGUGCUCCUCAUCGCCGUCGUCCUAUGCCCAAAUCUCAUCCUCCCCACCAUCUUCAUGUACGCGUUUCUAAUUCUCACGCUCCGUUUCCGUUACCGGCACCGGCAUUCCCACAACAUGGACCCGAGGUUGUCGUACGUGGACUUCGUGAGCGCCGAUGAGCUCGACGAGGAGUUCGAUGGGUUCCCCACCACACGAUCUGGGGACCAAAUUCGGAUCAGAUACGACAGGCUGAGGGCGCUGGGUGGUAGGGCCCAGGUGCUGCUGGGUGACGUGGCGGCGCAAGGGGAACGAUUGGAGGCGCUGUUUAACUGGAGGGACCCGAGAGCCACAGGGAUUUUUGUGGUGUUGUGCUUGGCGGCAUCGCUGUUGUUCUAUGCGGUGCCGUUUAAGGUGUUUUUGUUGGGCUUUGGAUUCUAUUACCUCCGCCAUCCCAGGUUUCGCGACGACAUGCCGUCGGUUCCGGCUAACUUUUUCCGACGGCUGCCGUCGCUUUCCGAUCAGAUUAUCUGAUGAUUUUAUUACCUCUUUUUUUGGGGUUAAUUAUGAUUAUUAUGUAUUAGUUACUGGUUUAUUAAUUAUAUUAAUUAGUUUGUUUA